Messenger RNA from Coffea eugenioides, 2810 nucleotides. RefSeq names its product sucrose synthase 7-like. NCBI's taxonomy places the organism in Eukaryota, Viridiplantae, Streptophyta, Magnoliopsida, Gentianales, Rubiaceae. Gene Ontology annotation, molecular function: sucrose synthase activity. The record is from RefSeq and is a predicted model, not a curated record. Gene Ontology annotation, biological process: sucrose metabolic process. The transcript has 15 exons. The coding region runs from base 30 to 2588 and encodes 852 amino acids.
UCUGUAUAUCACUCAUUCAAACCGGUAAAAUGGCUUCUGUACCUGCUCUAAAGAGGUCUGAUUCUGUAGUAGACACCAUGCCUGAGGCCUUGAGGCAAAGUAGGUACCAUAUGAAGAGGUGCUUCUCGAAGUAUGUAGAGAAAGGGAGGCGAUUAUUGAAGGCUAACCAAUUGAUGGAUGAAUUGGAGCAAAUCAUUGAUGAUCAUACUGAAAGAAGCCAAGUGUUGGAAGGCUUACUUGGAUAUAUCUUGUGCACCACAAAGGAGGCUGCAGUUAUUCCUCCAUAUGUUGCCUUUGCGAUAAGGCCAAAUCCAGGAUUUUGGGAGUUCGUUAAAGUGAAUGCAAAUGAUCUUUCGGUGGAUGGCAUCACCGCAACAGAGUACUUGAAAUUCAAAGAAACAGUGGUAGAUGAAAAUUGGGCAAAUGAUGAAAACGCCUUAGAACUUGAUUUUGGAGCAAUGGACUUCUCUAUACCUCACCUGACUCUAUCUUCUUCGAUUGGAAAUGGAAUCGCCUAUGUUUCAAAGUUUUUGGCUUCCAAGCUGAAUGGUAGCCCAUGCAGUGCACAACCUCUUGUGGAUUAUUUGCUCUCCUUAAACUACCAAGGAGAAAAACUUAUGUUAAACGAGACCAUCAAUACAGCUUCAAAGCUUCAGUCAGCAUUGAUAGUUGCUGAUGCUGCCCUUGCUUCACUACCAAAGGAUACGCCAUAUCAGAGCUUUGAGCUAAGGUUCAAGGAAUGGGGGUUUGAGAGGGGCUGGGGCGAUACUGCUGAAAGAGUUAAGGAGACAAUGCGAUCAGCGUCUGAGGUACUACAGGCUCCGGAUCCCUUCAAUACGGAGAAAUUCUUAGGCAGGCUUCCAACAGUGUUCAAUGUUGUACUGUUUUCUGUCCAUGGAUACUUUGGCCAAUCAGAUGUCCUUGGCUUGCCAGACACUGGCGGACAGGUGGUCUAUGUUUUGGAUCAAGUGGUGUCUUUUGAAGAAGAAUUGCUCCUAAGAAUUAAGCAGCAAGGUCUCAAUUUGAAGCCUCAAAUUCUUGUGGUUACAAGAUUGAUCCCUGAUGCCAAGGGAACUAAGUGCAACCAGGAAUUAGAACCAAUAAACAAAACAAAGCACUCACACAUCCUCAGAGUGCCAUUUAGGACAGAAAAUGGAGUCCUUCCCCAGUGGAUUUCUAGAUUUGAUGUUUAUCCUUACCUUGAGAGAUAUGCUCAGGACGCCAGUGACAAAAUCAUUGAACUAAUGGAAGGAAAACCAGAUCUUAUUAUUGGCAACUAUACUGAUGGAAAUUUGGUGGCAUCACUCAUGGCUAGUAAGCUUGGGGUAACACUGGGAACAAUUGCACAUGCCUUGGAGAAAACGAAGUAUGAAGAUUCCGACGUCAAAUGGAAGGAAUUAGACCCCAAGUAUCAUUUCUCAUGCCAAUUUACAGCUGAUUUAAUUGCAAUGAAUACGGCUGAUUUUGUCAUCACAAGCACAUACCAAGAAAUAGCAGGAAGCAAAGAUAGACCAGGCCAGUAUGAGAGCCAUGCUGCUUUUACACUUCCAGGGCUGUACAGGGUUGUUUCAGGCACCAAUGUCUUUGAUCCUAAAUAUAACAUUGCUUCUCCUGGAGCUGACCAGUCGGUCUAUUUCCCCCAUACUGAGAAGCACAAGAGACUAACACAAUUCCGUCAAGCCAUUGAAGAACUUUUGUUUAGUAAAGCUGAAAAUGAUGAGCAUAUUGGAUACCUAGAAGACAAAAAGAAACCUAUCAUUUUCUCCAUGGCAAGGCUCGACACAGUCAAGAAUCUUACUGGAUUAACGGAGUGGUAUGGAAAGAACAGGAGGCUGAGAAACUUGGUUAAUCUUGUCAUUGUUGGUGCAUUUUUUGAUCCUUCAAAAUCCAAAGAUAGAGAAGAAGCAGCUGAAAUACAAAAGAUGCACACGUUGAUAGAAAAGUACCAACUGAGGAGUCAGAUAAGGUGGAUAGCAGCUCAGACUGACAGGAACAGGAACAGUGAGCUUUACCGCACUAUUGCUGAUACAAGAGGGGCUUUUGUCCAGCCUGCUUUAUAUGAAGCAUUUGGACUUACCGUGAUUGAGGCUAUGAAUUGUGGACUGCCCACGUUUGCAACCAACCAAGGAGGUCCUGCUGAAAUCAUAGUUGAUUGGGUCUCUGGUUUUCACAUUGAUCCCAACCAUGGAGACGAGUCAAGCAACAAGAUCGCUGACUUCUUUCAGAAAUGCAAGGAGGAUCCUGAAUACUGGAACAGGAUUUCAGCCCAAGGUCUACAGCGUAUAUACGAAUGCUACACAUGGAAGAUCUAUGCAAACAAGGUCCUGAAUAUGGGGUGUGUAUAUAACUUCUGGAGGCAGCUGAACAUUGAUCAGAAAAUAGCAAAACAAAGAUAUAUCCAGACUUUCUACAAUCUUCAAUUCAGGAACUUGGCAAAAAAUGUUGCUGCAAGAAGGGAUGAAACUCCAAAGCAAGAGACAAAGGAGAAACCUAAGCCCCAGCCCUUGAAAAGGCAUGAAUGCUGUCGCCAACUCUUUCAUUUCCUCAGGCGCUCACAAUCCAGGCUGCAAAGGUUGUUUGGAGCUUGAAGAAUAGCAACUUGGCCGGGAUUGGACUCCUACUACUCUAGUCCCCACAGUCUGCUAAAUUUGUCAAUUGUUAUCAUUACUUAUUUUAUUUAUUAUUUUUUUAUGCAAAGUAUAAAGAAGGAUGACAGAUGUAAAGGGUGAGAUGAAUCCUGUGUAAAGCAAUUGCUGACAAAUUAUUCUAUUGAUUCAGAUAAAAUCAUGUAUUGAUAUGUUUGAUGCAAA